Messenger RNA from Ectocarpus sp. CCAP 1310/34, 700 nucleotides. NCBI's taxonomy places the organism in Eukaryota, Phaeophyceae, Ectocarpales, Ectocarpaceae. The record is from the annotation of a GenBank genome assembly.
UNUUGAGUAACGGCGAUGACACCCGUACGUUCCUUCUCGUGUUUCACGGUACACUUUGUCGCAGACAUGUCUCAAUCCCAGACCGACGAGCUAGCUCUUUUGGACGAGGACGACAGCAUGGACCCAGACGACCCGGGGGACGAGACGCAGGGAAUGGAGAUCCCGGCGGGCUUUCGCCUUCAAGAAUCUACCCCCGCUGCUCUUGACAGAUCGCUUUUGCAACUUGGAGUGCUUGUUCGGCUGGGCAUGGGGUGGUUCGGUGGGUUGAUCAUUCAGCAAUCUCCGCAGCGCCACCUGUACGACUACUGUGUGCAGCUGGAAGUAGACCACAGUACGCGCAAUAUGAAGCUGCCCUUAGACACGUACAGCGGAGAUCCGGACGCGGCGGUAGGUUCAUGGGUUUUGCUUGAGAGCGUCAGUAGGGCGGGAAGGGUACGCACCCCCAACGUCACUCUUGUGGACCAAGACGGUUGACAGUUGCCCCAUCGGGGGUGUUUGCGGGUAUGAAACUCUGCGUCGAGUGCAGUUGAGUAGUGCACCAAUUGAGCAAUCGAUGAUGAAAUAAGAACAAGAACACCGUUUCUGGAGACAACUGGACGACGAAAAAAGAACCUGGCAAAUAAGAACUUGUGCUCGGCUUGGGGCAGCCAACAAGAAGCGAGCCUCGCUCCAAAUAAGAGGUUCUUAAGUGCGGGCCGGU